GUGCCUGGGGACCAGCCACCGCGUCUGCCCGAGCUCAGCGCCAGAGAUGCCGCCAAGCUCCCCUUUGCAAAUAACAAUGUGGCAUUUUCGUCCGGGGGGGAGGCGUCCGAGCCUUCUGCCUUCUUCCCCGUCAUAGCGGAUUGUGUGGGGGCAUAUCUUUUACAUAUCAAGGCGGGUCGGGGGAGGAGAGAAGGCCCGAGAUCAAGAAGAGGAAGAAAAGGACGAGGAGUAAAUGCGUGCUUGGAAACAGACGCGCCAGCAGUAACACAACAAGGGGGUGGUGGGGUGGGAAAUCAGCAAAAAAGAAACUUAUGGAAGAAUGAAGGAGAUGGUGGGCGGCUGCUGCGUCUGUUCUGAUGAACGCGGCUGGGCAGAGAACCCUCUGGUCUACUGUGAUGGGCAUGGCUGUAACGUGGCGGUGCAUCAAGCAUGCUAUGGAAUUGUUCAGGUUCCCACUGGACCGUGGUUCUGUCGAAAAUGUGAAUCUCAAGAAAGAGCCGCCAGGGUGAGGUGUGAGCUAUGUCCUCAUAAAGAUGGAGCACUGAAACGGACUGAUAGUGGAGGCUGGGCCCAUGUUGUCUGUGCUCUGUAUAUCCCUGAGGUGCAGUUUGCGAAUGUUCUCACUAUGGAGCCCAUUGUCCUCCAGUAUGUGCCCCAUGACCGCUUCAACAAGACUUGUUACAUCUGUGAAGAACAGGGCAGGGAGAGCAAAGCGGCUUCUGGAGCCUGCAUGACUUGCAAUCGUCAUGGUUGUCGGCAAGCCUUCCAUGUUACUUGUGCUCAAAUGGCUGGACUUUUGUGUGAAGAAGAAGUCUUGGAAGUUGAUAAUGUGAAAUACUGUGGCUAUUGCAAGUACCAUUUCAAUAAAAUGAAGACAUCACGCCAUUUUGGAGGUGGCUCUUUUAUUGGAGGAAGGAGGAGUCGGUCAGCAUCCCCUGCACAAGAGAAGCAUGUAUCUCAUCAUGAGAAACCAAAGAAGAGUCGAAAAGACAAAGAAAGGCCUAAACAGAAGCACAAGAAGCAUUCAGAAUCACCCACAAAUCUCAUACUGUCUUCCACACCCUUAGUCCCUGAGAAGCAGAGUUCCACCAACCACCACGAGAGCAGUAAAGAAUCCUCAGAGAUCACCAGGUCGGAGGUGAAAGGCAAAAGAUCUUCAAGCCAUGGCACAAGCCACAAAACCAAGAAGUCUGGAAGUGGGAAAAGUUCAAUAGGUUUUGGCUCAUCCUCAUCCAGUGUAACAUUUCCACCAGCAGGUACCUCAUGCAGCUCCUUGCCCUUCUCCCAGGAUUUUGUAACCUUUCCAAAGCUUGAACAGCAGCAGCCUGAGGAGGAGAAAUACCACAAGCCUAUCUCUUCAUCCUCGUCUUCCGCUCACUGCUCUCCAUUGUCUGAAGGGCAGAAGAGUGAUGUCUUUGAGCAGAAGGUGAUCUUUUCAGGUUUUGGCUCCAUCAUGCGUUUCUCCACCUCAGCCGUGAGUCAGCAGAGGGGACGGGAUGCUUCCCCUGUGGACUACAAGACCUCCAACUCUAUUGGUGGCACCCCAAGUGGGAGUGGUGGAGUCAGCAGUGGCAGCAGCCACAAGCGCAUGCCAUCUCUUAGUGGGGAAGAAGUAGAAGUCCUGAAAGAAAAAAAGCACAAGGCCAAUAAGAAAAGCAAGCAUGGACCAGGAAGGCCCAAGGGUAGCAAGAAUAAAGAAGUGCCCGGUACCCAACUGGCUGGGACUCCAGCUGCCUCUUCUUUGCCUUUCUCUGGGGGAUCCCUGGCCAGCUCCAGCAUCAGUGGGUCUUCACGUUCAUUCAGCCAUGGAUCCACCCUUCCGAGCCUCAGUCUAGAAUCACCACUUAUGGGAUCAGGGAUCUAUACCAGUAACAAGGAUCCCAUUUCUCACGGGGGUGGGAUGCUGAGGACUGUGUGCAGCACUCCUCUCUCCUCUAACCUUCUGGCUCACCAAGGCGCCUCAUCACUCCCCCAGCUCACCCGCUCACCUUUUGCUGGCACCAUCCCAUCCUCCUCCUCUUCCUCUGUCUCUACUACCCAGGUCUUCUCACUGGCUGGAUCCACAUUUAGCCUCCCUUCCUCACACAUUUUUGGAAGUCCGCUGACCUCUGGACUGUCAUUAAAUCCUCUGCUCAACCAAUCUGAAAGCAACAGAACAGAACCAGAUUUAGAAGACUGCAAUUUUGGCUGCCGAGGGUCAUCACCCCAAGAAAGUCUUUCUUCCAUGUCUCCCAUCAGUAGCCUCCCUACUCUCUUUGACCAGACAGUAUCAACUAGCAGUGGACAACUGGAAAAUGUCCCCCAGGCCACACCAAACAUUGAGCAGCUCCUGGAGAAACAGGGCAACGGAGAAGCUGGUGUCAAUAUCGUAGAGAUGCUCAAGGCACUUCAUUCACUACAGAAAGAAAAUCAGCGCCUUCAGGAGCAGAUCAUGACUUUGGCAGCUAAAAAGGAGCGCCUGCAGCUUCUAAAUGUUCAGCUUUCUGUUCCCUUCCAAAUGGUGACCACCAGCAAUGGCCCCUCAAGCCAGACCCAAUACAUCCUAGCUCCUAACACCUGCAACAGUGACUCACUUAGUAUCAGCAAGAGCUCCCCAUGCAAGAAUAGCUUUGGUAUCGAGAAUGCACUCUCCACUUCCUCUGAGGAUCUUCAUUCAGGAUGCCCAAGCAGGAGCAGCUCCUCUCUGUCCUUCCACAGCACACCACCACCUCUACCCUUGCUGCAGCAAAGCCCUGCCUCACUUCCUCUGACUACUGGGAUCCAACAGCAGCCACCGCUACCACCUGUGAACGGCCUGAGCAGAGCCAUGGGGACUGUUCAUGGGGGAAGUGCCACAGCUACUCAUAGCCUUGUGGAUGGUCUCCUUGGCAGUCUGGCAGGAGGGCAACAGAUCCCUAUCAAUGGACUCCUAGGAAGUUUAAAUGGCACUUUGGCUACCCAGACCCAGAAUCCAGUACUGGCACAAACCAGUGGUCCUCCCGGUCUUCAGCUCUCUAUGAGCCAAAGCAGUAUACCUAAUAUGACUCACUUAUCAGAACAGCAGCGGCAGCUGCUCAGUCAGCCUGAGCUUCAACUGCAGCAAUUGCAGCAGCUCUUAACAUCACAGCCACUCAACCCGGAGCAGCAGACAUUGAUAUUCCAGAUGAUUCAACAAAUUCAGCACAAAAGAGAAUUGCAACGACUCCAGAUGACUGGUUCCUCCAUGACAGGCCUUGGCCCAGUGACCACCACAUCCCUUCUCCACUCCAGCAAUAAUGCACCAUCAGCUGCCAACAGUACUCUCCUGGCCUCCAUCUCCCCUCAACAGCUUAAUCCUGCCAGCUCACUGAUGGCUUCCCCACCGCUCAGCACCCCUGGGAACAGCCUGAUGUCAGCAGCAGGGGCUGUUAUUCCACCUGUCCUCACAGCCCAAACAAACCCUUUCCUCAACUUGCAGGGUGACAACAGCAGCCAGAAAGGAAUGAGCAUAAAUGAAAAGGGAGGUGCCUCAGUGCAAGACAAAGGCUAACUUUUGGUGAUACUGGGCUGCUUUCUCUGCCAUAAGAAAACAGUCUCCCUGAGCCUUGGAUCCCAAAACGUAGAGCAACCAUAUGAAAGGCUUCCGAGAAAGUCUUCCUUGCCACAGUCACAGUGACACCAAGCGGAGGCAUGCCAGAAGUCUACGUUCCUCGGUUCUGAGCCUGUCAUUUAGUGCCCUUCUAAAAGAGAUUGGUGGUGUGAACACCCCCUUUCCCUUGUUGGCUUGGUCUAUUCUGCUGCACUUAAAACGUUGCACUCCAGAUGGAAAGGAUGAAGCAGUGUUUGCCACCCAAGAAUAUCCCCUCAAAGAUGGGACAUACGAGCUGGACACAACCACAAUCACCUGGUGAUUAAUGUUAUUUUUUUCAGAGCAUGUUAUUUCCAAAUCAGAAUUAAGAAACCCAUCAAUUUUCCCUGUAAGAAGAUCCAGCUACAGGAAACCAGGUUCAGAUGUUUUUGAGGUUUCUAAUAAGUAAAAAGGAAGGGUUGGAAAAGUGGUGUUUGAAGGUCCAUGUACAUGAAUCCUACACAAAGGAAUUCAGUCUCAUAAGCAUUUCAGAUGUCUACAUCUUAACUGACUCCUACUGAGGUACAGUUUAGCUGAGAAAGAAAAGGUAGUCCUGCAUAAUUGAGAACCUUGGUUUCCCCAAAUCUCUGCCAGCCACAUGUCUUUAAAAAAAAAACUACCUGAAAGAAAUGGCCUCACUUUUUCAUUUUUGACCAAGGGAUUCAUCUUUCUGUCCUUCAGAAAUAUUUGCAGACAGUGUAUGCUUACAAAUAACCCAGAGUCAAUGCUGAGCUAUUUCUAGCCACUCACAAAGAGUUUCUUGUUCUCUGUCACAUCAGCCACUCAAAAGCCCAACACCAAAGAGGCAGAACAAAGGUUUUGUCUAAUGGCAGGAGCUAUUCCAACCAUCUCCAAAAUCAGCUGGUAAGAACAUCUUUUCUGUGAAACAGAUCUCACUCAUAUCCCAUUUAAGGUUUUCCCUUCACUGGAAGAUCUAUUUCCAUUUCCAUUUCGUAACCAGAUGGUUUAGCAACAGUAUGAAUUUCUUCUCCUUCCAGGAAGUGAAAAAAUGAAAUGGAGGUCAAGAUCAGAUAUUAUGAGGAAACCAGCUCAGUUUUGUCUUAAUUGGAUAAAUCCAGAUCUCUUAAAGAGCAAGAUUCUGGGUGAUAGAACCACCUAGGGCCCUUCAGAAAUUUUCCUGCUUCCAUGAAUAUGCAGUCAUUUUAGGCUUAUUCUUGCCACCUGCUCCAAUUUGCACUAUUUUCAACCAUUGGUGGUGAGCAAGUACUUACAGUCCCAUAAUAACCACUGUUCUAUAAAAUAAUGUUUCGGAGUUUUUUUCCCCUAUUAUUUGAACAAAGCAAAUGUAUCUCCAGAUAGAUGAGUUGGACUCUUAAAAAAUAAGACACUGAAGUAAUUUUUCAUGAUUUUUUCUUUGUUUUGUUUUAUUCAUACAGAUAUGUUUAGCUCCAAGCUUUGAGUGAGUGUGUGUGUGUGCAUACUUACCCACAGUUUAAGGUUUGUUUGCUAAUAUUUAUGAAGUUGUUUAAUAGCUCCUAGAAACUGUCAAAAACAGUUAUAAAUAUUCCAAAUGACAACUGGGAAGUUUUCUUUCCAGUCAUGGCAGCUUUGGCACAGGUUAAGGAACAGAUUGAACACUUAACUCAGAAAACUAAUCCGCCUCAAUGCACUUACUCUUUAGAUAGCCAGUUCAUCUUUAAAAUGUAUCCAGGCCAAUGCAUUCUGGUUUUAUUUUAUCUUUCAUUAGCACUGUUGAUAGUAUUUUUUAGGUUUUUAUUCAGCUGCCAUAAUAUAGAAUGGCUAUGAGUUGUGAUGGAAGUAAUUUGAAGUGGAGGCUAAAUCCAACUUUUGUUCCCCUUUUCAGGCAACUAAUGGGCAAGUAUCUACAGAAUUCUUAUUGCAAGCUGCAACUGAAUUGCAAAAAAAUGUUGUUCCAUAGCACCAGCAAAAUUCAUAAUCCUAUGACUUUUGUCUUAUCUUGGCGCUGGGGGAAAAGAUUUUUACAACUACAGCUUCUCUGCUAGAAUUGCAAACAUGAUUUUAAAAAAAUUAUUGCCAUCAAUAAAUGUUUGAUAUAGAGAACUGCACCGUCAUACGGAGUAGUAAAUCAAAUUGAUUAUUUAAAUAUUUUGGAAAAGGGUUGUUUAAACAUACAAAAGAGGUAAAGCAUUAGCUGAAAAUAAUGGCCAUUCUAGUUAAAAUAUCGUGGAGGAAAACACUUUUCUUUGCAAUGAGAGCAAAACUAGACAUUGCAAAAGAAAAGGAAGGAUUGACCCCAUAUUUUCAUUGUAAUGAUAAUAGUGGAUUGGGAAAAGGCAUUUGGAAAAGAAAAUUAAAAGAUGGGAAGGAACUGUAUUACACUGCACAUUUGCUCAUUCAAGAAUUGCAUUUUAAAAUCUGAUAUUACUGAUUUCUUGCUAGCCCACAAAGCUUUUGCAGGAAUAUUUUUUCUCCUUUAAGUCUUCUUCUGUUUGUAUUGUGCUUUGAGCCACAAGGUGGAUAAUCUGUAUUCCUCCAAAUAUUGGUGAACUUUAAUUCUCAAAAACCUUACUCAAUACAAUCAGUUACGGACAAUGCGGGAUCUGGGGUGUAGGAUCCCCUGAAGAACCUUAAGUUGCCCACCUUAGGUUGAGGAUGACAUAGUUAUACAAAACUCUCAUUGCACAGGAUCACAACACUGCAUUAGACAUGUUUUGUAAUUUUAAGUGCUCGGAAAGUGGGAGGUAGCAAGCCCCAGUUGAGCCCAAGUUGAAAAAAAAUUUAGCAUCAGAAAUAUAGUUCAUUUUUAUAUUUAUCACAUUUCCUCUGGAAAUCCAAGGUGAAAUACAUGAAAAUCACUCUUUUUUUCACAUAACAAAAGUAUGAGAUAGAUUGGACUGAGCACUAGUGAUUAUGGUCUGCUAUUGCCAUUGGUCUGAAAUCAUCCUCUGAAGUUUAUGGUUGAAGGAAAACCUGGUCUUUCUAAUCCUCUCCAACACCUGAACCAUUAAUCUACAAUGGUUGUAUGAACUAAAGUGAAAAAUCAAUAAGGAAUAGAUAAUUCAGCCUUUGGGCAGCAGGUGAUACCAAGGCUGAAUUCAAUUCACGAUCAUAUGUAUCAAAUGUUCCUGAUAGGCAAUUCAUCUGGUUAGAGAUACGUAUUCAUGAACUUUAAUUUGUCCCACCUAAUCUCUAUAGGUUAAUGUAGAAGGCAUAGAGAAGGGCAGGAGGAAGAAUCACAGCCAGGACAAUAAUCAGACUGGCAUAUCUUGAACUUUUUCUAACAAGUUAGUUUGAGUUAAUGUCUCAGCCCUUCCAUAGCAUGAAGGUAAAGUAAGGGAGGGAGAAACAUAUAUAGAUUUGCAGGUUUCUGUAAGUAUAGCUGUCCCAAUGAAAGUAGCCCUGUCCUAUAUAGCAUUGGAUUACAAUUGACAUCCGUGUAAUAUCCCUAUUGAGUCCCCAGUGAAUUGUAAGUGGCAGAAUCCACAGAAUAGAAUAAUAAUAAUAAUAGUAAUACCAUUGUUCUAUAAUACCAUUGCUUCUUGCACUCAAAGCUACACAUUCAGCUUAGAAGCACAGUAUCAGGAUUAUAAUAUACACAGUUAGGGUAUAUUUAGGACCUGUCUGCACCCAAAAGAUUAAUUAGGAUGCUUUCAGAAAACAUCCUAAGAAAAUUCCAUUUUGGGGAGGUUCCAAAAUCUAAGAUACAAACUUCCAGAUCACUAUUAGAUGGGAGAAAAGUAUACAUCUUUACUAUCAUAUAGUGGAUUUUUGAAGCCUGAAUCUGACACCUGUAUUACUUCAUGACCAGACUGUUUCCUAGCAUAUUAUAUGGAAGAGAAAAUAAGCAGCUGGUAUUUAGUGGUAAUUUGAAAGGCUGAAAAGACCUCUCUUGGAUAUUGUAAGGAAUAAGUGCUUUUACAAAGCUCCCACAGAUAUGAAAUAGAGAACUCAGUACAGCAAUUUCCUUCAGUAGUAGAAACCUUGUAGAGCUGAAUUAGACAUUUUGGCUGUAUAGACAUUAUAUUUACAUUUAAGAAAAAGGUUAUACUGUGCAUCAAGGAAAAAGCCAUCUGGAGGCUUGUGGAACAGUCUAGAAUACCACUUACUUGCCUCUCCAGGAAUACUUUAGUAUGUAACACAUAAAAAUCAAGUGCAAUUCUAAAAAAGUCCCAAGCAAGGACUAGUUCAGAUAAAACUAAAAGUCUUUAAAACAGGAUUGUUGGAACAGUGAUUGCCUGUCACAGAAUCAAAUAAAACACCAGUCACUUAGUUUUCAAUUACAGAAAUCAGUGUGCUCAGCAAAUUUAGAAUAAGACAUAGAAAUAUGGCUAGAAGAUGAUAACGACAAAUUACUUCUGUAUUGUCAAAUUACCAGGAAUUGUGCUCCAAUGAGUCUAUUUUUAUUGGAUAAAGUUUGUUCGUUAAGAGAACAAAACAUACUAAGUUAUUUUUACAGCCCAUUGUCUUCUUAACUAUAUGAAUUGGUGGUAACUAGAAGGUUACCGUUCAGGUCCCUAGAAUAUUUUGUAUCAUACUUGUAACUUCAAAUGUUAACUUGAAAUUGGCGUUUGAUCCUAGAAUCUAGCUUUGCUAAUCACUUCCCUUAAAGAAACUAGAGAAGCAACAUACAAUAUUGGCUAAAUUUGGGAAGAAAGCCCACUGAGUUACUUGAGGCCAGUCAUUAUCUCUCAAAUUAAUUUAUUCCUGAGAAGUAUUGCAAAAAAAAUGGAGGAAAGAAUUCCACAUUGGCAUUCUCUGCUCCUGUAGCAGGCUAUAAAUUUAACAAGUAAAGAAAAGAAAGCACAUUCAUUGUACUUUGCCAUCUCAAAAACAGUUUCCCUAUUUUAAAACAUCAAAACCAUCCUGAUCCAUUGUUCCUAUCUUACCAGCAAUCAUUUCUGCUUCUUUCUGGAAUGUUAAUUCCAGCCAAGAGGUCUAUAAUUGCUGGAAAUAGGAGUCCAAAUUUUAUUGAAAACUCUGAGCAAUUAUGCUUAAUAUCUCUCUCUCUCUCCCUCCCUCCCUCCCCCUCCCCCCUCUCUUUCUCUCCCUCCCUCCCUACCACUCCUCGUCUCCCCCUCUCCCCUUGUAUAUGAAGCCUUCUAUCCCCUAGUGUUCAAUAGAAUUUCUGACAGCUAAUCCAACAAGUUCCUAAUGUAUAAGGGUAUAUUUCCACUCUGCAAAAAGAUGACCACUAGAUGGCAACAAAGUUACAGAAAAUGCUAACGUUUUGCUAAUGGUUAGGCUUUAUAGGUUGAUUAAUAUGUUGAGGUAACAAGCACUUUUUUGUUUAUUUUUAAUCUUGUGACUAAUAAUCAGUGACCAUGCAAGUUUGGAAAUUCUAAUUUAUGUGAGCUUCUCAGAGUCUUGUUAUUGGAGUUAUUAAAAAACGUGCAAAAUAAACUUACAAAGCAAACCAUCAUCUGAAUGAACUGCAUGCAACCAGUUUGCAACUUCCAGCUGAAAGGCAGGCCAGGCAUGGUUAGGUUAGCAUGAAUUGGAAAUUCAGAUUUAAACUACUCUCUGCUGUUGAUUUAUUUGCAUUAUAUCAUAUUCUCAGUUUUUAAUAUGUAAAAUUAAAAUACCCAUGCUUGGUUUGGUUUUCUGUUUCUGUGAACAGGAAGAAUAAACUUAAGUUUAGUAUAUGAGUGAAUGCAGCUAAUCUAUUGAAUUCUGAUGCCAUGAGAAAAAAUAUCUUUUUCAACCUCUUGAUUUACAAACUUCUAUUUAUCCCAAACAGUAAAAGAUGAUGCAUAUUAUGCUAGAGAUCUUCUCUAAAACAGGAAACAGAACUUAAAACUGUCCAAUUGAAGUGAUAUAAUUCACUCUUUAUCUAUUUCUAUUGUUUCUUUGUCUUGUUACAAAAAUAACAUAUGUGAUACAUAUAUAUUUUUCCUAAAUAAGCAGGUAGUAACUGGGAAAUAAUAUGGAUGGCAAUCCUAUGUAAAUUUCAUCUGUAAUAAAUUCUGCUAAACUUAAUGGGACUUACUUUCAAUUUGCAUAGAAUUAUAACAAUAGGUUAAAAAAAUAAAUAUAGAAGGUUAAGCCUCAUUUCCCAUCCCCAGUGAUAGAAGUCCAGUCUAAUCUGUUUUAAUGAGCAGCGGAGAGGUGCUGUGCUUCUCCGAGAUCAAAAACACUUCUAAAUUAUUCUCGGUAUGCAAAUCCUACUGGAUGAUUAUUUCUCAAAGAAUAGUUAUAAUGCAAGGGCAUGGGGUUUGACCACUUGACCCUUAAGGUCUCUUCUAUUUAUUUAUUUUUUAAGCUUCAAACUGCUUUAGCCCUUCCUCACAGAGGUUGUCUGCAUAUUAUGGUCCAUUUGAUUGCUCUCUCUGCACAUUUUCCAGAGGAACCACCUGUCUUUCAAAUUUAGUUGACUGGAUUAGUAUCCCAGGAAUUGGGUUUGGGGUUCAGUAAGCCAAACUAUGACUUACUUGUUUGCUGCUUAGUGCAUUGUGUAAACCCCAGCCAUGUGGUUUAUCAAUCAUGUUUUAUGAUUUCAAUGUAUUAUGUGAAUUCAAGUCAGUCAUAAUGUAUGACUUCAACCCAUCCUGAAGGUUGAAAAUGACUUUAAAUUUUUAGUGACAGAAAGCUAUCAUGGGAUUUAAGAUUCAUGGUAAAAAGUUUAAAGUGACUAGGAAUAUGCUUU
Messenger RNA from Pseudonaja textilis, 10172 nucleotides. RefSeq names its product MLLT6, PHD finger containing (gene MLLT6). The record is from RefSeq and is a predicted model, not a curated record. NCBI's taxonomy places the organism in Eukaryota, Metazoa, Chordata, Lepidosauria, Squamata, Elapidae. Gene Ontology annotation, cellular component: nucleus. Gene Ontology annotation, molecular function: nucleosome binding; histone binding. Gene Ontology annotation, biological process: regulation of transcription by RNA polymerase II.